Molecule: messenger RNA, 1767 nt
Organism: Rubroshorea leprosula
Lineage: Eukaryota; Viridiplantae; Streptophyta; Magnoliopsida; Malvales; Dipterocarpaceae
Source: the annotation of a GenBank genome assembly
GGCAUACGAGCCACCUGUCUUGUCGGCUGCAGCUCACUAGAUGGCACGUCAGCAGUGUCUCUGGCCAAUUACAGCGUGCCAUGUCAGCAAUUACAGCCCACCAGAAGCUACCACCACCAACCAACUCCUUGGCAUUUUCUCUUCCGGCGUCGGCAUUGUCGGUGGCAGGAGAAACAUUCGAAAUUUGGGUCGAAAGAUGAUACACCCAGAAUGGAGAGAAAAGAAGCUGUAUCCCAUUUUGGGUAUCCUCCUGCUUUCACUUCUUCUUUACCUUAAUUUCAAUGGAAACAUCAUCAGCCUCCCUAUCCUCUGGCAGCGAGAGAUGGGUUUUGUGUCCACGAAUUCUACACGCUUCGUCGUCGACGACGGGGAUGGAGGGAAACAACAAUCGGCGAUGUACAUUAAUGGGUGGAACUCGUAUUGGUUGAUGCAGGAGAGCGUGUGGGGUCAAUCGAGGUCAAGGGUGUCGAGGAUGUUGAAGAAAGGAGCAGAGAUGGGGAUGACUGUGUGCAGGACUUGGGCUUUCAGUGACGGCGGUGGCCCCAAUUCCUUGCAGAUAGCUCCUGGAGUCUUCAACGAAAGGGUCUUUCGGGGAUUGGAUUAUGUGAUUGUUGAAGCAAGGAAGCAUGGAAUAAGAUUGAUUCUGAGUCUAGUGAAUAACCUGAAUGCAUUUGGUGGGAAAGCUCAAUAUGUGAGGUGGGCAAAAGAAGCUGGAAUUAAUGUUUCUUCUUCAACUGAUGCUUUUUUUUCUCACCCAAAGAUCAAAGAUUACUACAAGGGUUACAUCAAGGCAAUUGUGUCAAGAAAGAACUCUCUGAGUGGAGUUAAAUAUUCUGAUGAACCAGCAAUUUUUGCGUGGGAGCUCAUGAAUGAGCCUCGGUGUGAAUCCAGUUCCUCUGCUCCUGUUCUUCAGGCAUGGAUUACUGAGAUGGCUGUGUAUGUCAAGGGUUUGGAUCAAAAGCAUUUAGUGACUGUUGGACUUGAGGGGUUCUAUGGCCUAAAUGCUAGCAAAAGACUGGAAAUAAAUCCUGGGAAAUGGGCAGCCUCACUUGGAUCAGACUUCAUACAGAAUUCAGUAAUUGAGAACAUUGACUUUGCUUCAGCUCAUGCAUACCCAGAUAGCUGGAUCCCAGAUGCUGAUUUGGAAGCAAAAGUUCAUUAUCUUUCCGACUGGGUGGACUCUCAUGUUAGUGAUGGAGAUCAUGUCCUGAAGAAACCUGUUCUCUUUACAGAAGUUGGUUCUUCAUUGCAUGUGACCCAGCAAGGACUAUAUGAUAGAGAUAUUCUGUUGAGAACCAUGUAUGAAAAAAUUUAUGAUUCAGCAAAGAAUGGGAAAGCUGGGGCAGGAGCCUUGAUUUGGCAGUUACUAGUGGAAGAAGUGGAUGAGUAUAGUGACCGAUUUUCUUUUGUGGCAUGGGAUAAUCCUUCCACCUACGAACUUAUAAGAAAUCAAUCAUGUAGACUUCAGAAUAUUUCUGGAAAGGGAAAAGGGAACAGCACACUUCAUGAGAUUCCUUGCUCUGGUCAGCUCUAUUGAUAGCAGUUUAUUACACAGUGAGUAUCGUACAGACAAAAUCUUGUUCCUCUUAAUGGUGAUGUUUAAAAUUAGUGUAUAUUUAUUUUUGGCCUAGGUGGUUUUUGUAAAUUUCUUCAAUGGAAACAAAAAUAAAAUGAAAAGUAAGAAAGAUAAGAACCAAGAAAGAAUGAUUGUAGUUGAAGUGUCAAGUAUUUUAAUAUGAUUGUAGUCGAAGUGUUAAGUAUUUUAAC